GGAAUAGAGCGCUGCCUGCCUGCCCUGCUGCUGCUGCUGCAACAACCUCACUCGCGUGAUUUCACAAACGGGCGUCACGCACAUUAUUCGGCUGAUAUACAUACAUAACGCCGCCCAGGGGGACGAACAUGUUAAUUCACCAUCGACUGAAAGCUGUCUGUGGGGAGGAGGAGAAAAACAGCUGAAAGAAAGUUUGCGGAGAGAGGGCUGUUUUGAACUAGUGGAAGUGUUUCGACCGAAACCUAGAGGCGCUUGUUGGGCUUUUUGCCCCACUUUUGGAUUACGACAUGGAUGCUUUGAAAUCCGCUGGAAGAGCAAUUAUACGAAGCCCGAGUAUCGCCAAACAGUCGUGGGGUGCGGGCAGGCACAGAAGUGAGUAUACAGUAAUUCACAGCACUACCACGAAGACGUUAGCUGACGCCACUUAAGCUAAAAAAUGCUAACUGGGCUUAAACAAGCUAGCACCGACAAGGAGCUAACAUCGGUUAUAUGUUACUCAGCGUUACUUUCCAAGUCGCCUGUGGAUGUCACACAUAGUUGUUGCCACAUAGAAGCUGCCAGUGUAGUGUUGAGCAAACCAAAUGUUGGUAGGGGGGGUUUCAUCUCCAGUGCGACGAACUGAUGUCGAAAGUAUCUUAUUUUGCCCGGUGUUAUGCCGUAGAAUGCACCCCUGCCGUAGACUGCACCUCCUGACGGCAGCGCGGUUAAAAGUACAUAACAAGGCGAAAUAAUCCAAGUUUUCUCAACUAUUGGAUGGAUUCAAAAGCGUGUGCCUUUGAAUGAUAUCAUCUAGGCUAUGCAGAUAAGCCGAAAACAAUAGCCAUCUGAUUCGGAAUAUUUGCUGUCCCGAAAAUAUAAUGUUCUCUACCUUGACAGCUUACUGUACAGUUUACAUACCCAAGUACACCUCUAUUUGUGCAUUUUUGAGACACAUUAAAACAGAAAGAAAGUUUGCUGCUCCAUCUGACAUGUUGUCAUAAUCCAAUACUCGUGUUUUUUUUAAAUAUGAGGUCAUUUUCUUCCACUUUAAGAAGCUAAUGAGUGGAUGGGAUGCAGGGGUGCAUUCUACGACACAACACCUGUGAAACUUGCUUUACAACCUUCACUGUAUAGCAUGGCUACUAGACUGAAUGUACACUCAUACUGACAGCAGCGUCCCGGAGCUUGUAAACAAACUCUUGUUUAGCAGAGAGUUACACACUUGCCUCUUACACUGGUUAUAGCAUAUCGAACAAGUCAUAUUAGUCACUCGUUCUCGUACACUUUGGCCAAAAGCAACCACAUGAUACAACAUAACUUUAAAGAGUUUGGUGAAAUCCUGUGGUCGUCUGCCACGUCACUCCUUCGACAAACUGUCACGAUUUGGAAAUUCACAACAGCGGCUUAGCCGGGAGCUUAAAAGCAUAAACCAGACUGUAGAGCGGCCGGGGACUGGUGUAAGGGAGUCGCCGGUGUGAAAAAGCACGAAGAGAUGAGUAGUCUCUCUGGCAAGGCUGUUCAAUCCUAGCAACUCACUGUUGCUAGGUGAUACAUUAAGUGAAACAAAAAAGCAGACUUUUCAAUGAGUAGAUUCAGAGCCAGAAUCAAAUAAGAGUCUAAUUAAACUCGUGUGCCACGCUCAAAUCAAGGGUAAAGCUAAUAAUCGCUUUGGGUGUCAGGCUGUAGCUGAUGCUCUACAACUGUAUAGCAUGGCUACGAUACUCAAUGUAUAGGCUAGCAUGGCUUUCAUUCGAAGUAUAAGCUGCCUUGAGUGGUUCUAUAUUGCGUCCUCAAAAGAGGACCCAUGACACCCUCCAUUCUCUCUAUUUCAUAGACAAUAGUGCACUUGACAGCAAGAUUCCACACGUGCCACACAGUGAAAUCGAUGCAUUGUUUUGGUCAACUCCUCAGCGGGAAUGCUUUAAUCGCACGACCCACUCUCAUCUUGACAAGGCAGGAGGAACAGGGCUCUAACGACCAAUGAAUCUCUAAAGCUGAAACCUCACACUGAUGGUGAGCUUUACCUUGACUCCACAUUCAAUCUGCAGGAAAUGUCACAUUAUUAUAGACUUUACUGUGUGUUAGCAAGCACAGAAGAACUGCAGAUUAAUAAAUGGAAAGGCAACAUGUUCUGACUUGUGUCAGUAAGCUACUGACUCAUGGCUGACCCUGUAUCUGCAGGAAAAGUAUCAAGUUACCACCUCUAUUUUGGCCAUGAUAUUAAAAAGACAUUUCUGUUAUGAGGAGCCUUUCUGGCAGAAAUUUCAGGUGAUUAAAAGUGUGAUAACUCUACAUUUUGGAAUAGUAAUAGUUUUCCUCAGUCUUGUUACUGUGCAUGCACCAUCAUGUGUCAGUUACGCCAUUUCCUGCUUGGAAUGAGUCAGUUCGGUUCCUAGCUGAGGGUAGGGAAAAGGGAAUGUAACAUAUCCAUUUUUAAUCCAGACACUGAGUGGCAGAAAAUCUCUGUCUGCACUGACAAAGAUAAACAGUUCCUCCUGUAUACCUGUUCAAAUAGCUGCCUUAAGACUGUUUGUACUGAGGCAGCCACACAGUCUGUGUCAGUAAAUCCAUGUAGAUGGCAAAUGGGGAGAGUAAGUAGACCUCAAACCUUUAAACUAUAUUUUUAAAAAGAUGUGUGCCAAGUCAACUUUGCUUAAACUUUACUCUAGAGAUGGUUUGUGGUGUACCUGUUGAUCACUACGUGUUCUUGUGGUUUAGAAAAGGCACGUAUAUAGAGAGAAGCUGAGGUGAGGUGAGGUGAUGGUACACAUCCUUAUACAAGAGGUCUACCUUUUUUUGCACAGGCUCUUGCACUGACCCUGCACUUCUGCCCCUGCUCUGGAUAAUGAGUGCUAUGUCCCUCACAGAGGUCAGUCAAUGGGGUCUGCUAGGCUGUAAUGGAGACUGCCUCUUUGUCGAACAGUUUUGUUCUCAGUGAUUUGUUGACCUGUUCUAUCCUCUGCUGCCCCGGUCUUUUUGAGUCACAAGUGUCAUUUAAAUAUUUUGGUAAAAGGGACUGCACUUUCACUCUUUCUGAAAGAGGAUGAUUUGUGUUGUAGAGAAAUGGAUGUUGACUUCUCACUCAAAAGUUGACACAGCAGUUACAUGGCAGACAUUGAUCAUCAAAUUUGUUAUCAUGAUCAGUGGUUGGCUGAUUAUUGCCAAAUGAGUUUAUCAAACAUAAUCUGAUCUAUUUGCAUCUGUUUUAACUAUAUUGAGUACACAUGUACAUGAUACCAACAUUUGAUUUCUUUUUUCUCCUAAAACAGAAACAAAAUUUAAAAACCAAGUGUGUCCCUUUUUGCCAUGUUACUGGCUACUCUGAAAGACGUAACCACAGGAAACACAGGUGGCCUCCGUUUCCCUUUCCUUGUGACAAAUAAUUGAUGUAAUCUCUACCAGCCAUAUGUGUAGACAUGAUCAGUGUGGUUGUUCACAGUUCUUCUUGUCAGGUGGACAUGACUCCAAAGAUGCAGUUUUACUUUGUUUGUAAGGGGGGAGCUUAUUAUGAAUCCAAACUAAAUAUAUUUAGCUAACAGCAUGGGAACAGCAUUUAUUUUUCCUAUAAACUACUGCAAAUAUGAUCCCAGCUUAAAGGCCCCAAAAGCACAAGUGAGGCAUUGUUUUGAACUGGCAGUAAUUAUAGCCUGACUUUACUUAAACUUGCCUGUCAGUCUGUUGAGGCCUUUUUUAUGUCCUCCCGGUGUAAGGUCAGUAGACAGGAAUAAAAGUGAAGUAGUUAAUGAGGCAGCCUCUCUGUCUCAAUCCACUAUGCAAACGUGUAAUUCUGGCAGGGCUUGCUUUUUGUUCAGCAACCACUCUCAGACUGACACUUGUGUCCUUUUCUUUCUCGGCCAGUGUUGUGAAGUCUUAUGAAACUUCACUUGAGACGGCCUUUACUGUGAACUCCUCGUGUAUUUGAAGUCCUCUGGGGAUUCUAGGCUGAUCCCUUUAAUUUGAAGGGGUGGUAUUAUGCCAUUAUGACACCCAGAGGUCAUUCCUGCUCAUGGUUUUUAGUAUCUGAGAACUGACUCAGAACCCAAGUCAAACUGGUCAAAAUUAGAUCACUGAAAUGGUUAUGACACAUAAUGUGGGAGUGGGACACUACACCUGAACCCUGUCUUUAUAACGUAACAGUCUUAAAACCAAAAUAAUUCAGUUUUUAUUACAAAGACCAGUUACAAAGUUUUAAAACAUGAGAUACUUUGUUCAUGUUUUGCCUAUUUGGAGAGUUACAUAUAUUUUUUUCAAUUGUCAUUUCAACAGUAUUUAUGCCAAUCCACCAAUGUUUAAGGUCCUACUUCUACCAACUCUACUGCUUAGAAAUUACAUGUACAACUGUGUUGUCCUUCUUCAUUUAAUUCCAGUUUAUAUUCUUAUAUGGUGUAUUUAGUUAAGCUCAUGUUUACUGAUUUUAGGAUGUACCUCAGGAUGUCCCUCAAAACCAUUUGACUAUCAAUAGAAACUGGCUCCUCCUGUUUGGCUUGACAGAGGGUGCUUAAACAGAUCAGUUUCACUGCCCUGCUGCUUUCUGAAAGCACAUUCUGGCCUCAGCUGGUUAUCAGCUGUAAUCCCCAUCUGGCAUGACCACUCAUUUCCCUACACUCUGUUUAACCCUAACUUUCCUCCUUUGAGUCGAUUUGGCCAAUACUGAAAGACCUGUGUCCAAAUAUUACGACUUAAACUACGCCUGUAAGACGCUUAUCUCCUGUAAUCCUCCUGUUAUCCAAGAGUCAUUGUUUUGCAUGGUCAUCAAAUGAAAUACUUAUAGCUACAUAGUCAUGCAGCACUUGAUCCAGUAUUAUUCUUAUAAUAAUUAUUUUUUUAACUGUAGUAAUAUCCCUGUUAAGAGUUUCUAGCUGGCUAUGAAACAGACUAAUAAUGAAGUGAUGCCUCUUUAUGGCCUGAAAGAGCAACAGGGACCAUUGGCAACAAAAAUGACAAUCUAGGACCUCGAGAGAGAGAGACCAUUGAAUCGGGGGCUGAUUCUCCAGGUCGAUUUUGGCAUUUUGAUGUAAUUGCACUUUAGUAUUGCCAGAAAUAUCAAUCAUUUCCUGAAAUCUUUUGCAUAACCUAGAAGCUUUGUCUUUCCGAGGAAAUUUUAAAUGUCUUCUCUAAAACAUGUUCAUUGGUUAAGGUAACCAUUUGACUUUCAUGGGCUAGUCCACACAAAUUUCUUUUUUUAUUGCAUCCUCAAUAUUUUUUACCUGAUGAUAUAUAUUUGCAUAAUUUCAGAUCAAGUCCACUGUGAUGAAAUUUUACUGAGCCUAAUAUUAGUCCAUUUCCAUUUAUUUGAUAAAAUGUCUAUUCUUGUUCAGUAAUCUAGUUUUUCAAGAGGCGGAACAACACUACUGGAACAGUCUUUGUACCAGGCAGAGACAGACAGUGAAUGGUCCAUGUACAGUAACAGGCUGUCCCCUUUGACCAGCAACACUAAUUCUUUUUUCUCCCAAACAAUGCCCUAUCCCAGCCUUUUCCUGUAGUGUCAGUGUUUCUGUCAAAGGAAUAGGAAUAGAGGAUGUUUCCACAUCCUUGACCUAGACUUCAUUUAACCAUAAAAUGGUUAAGACUGAACCAUAGAAGUUACAAAUCUGCAAUAAAAUGUUAGACUUAAUUUUGUUGCAUAGAAAGAAAUUGUCCAAGGCUUUUUUCUAACAAGUGUUGUACCGUUUCUGUGUGUAUCCCUCGGGGCAUUACUUCCUCAUCUGAGUCAGCCGUUUCUAAAUUAGUUUUAAGUGUCCUGAUUGGAAUCUAAUAAUGCUGGAAUAGGUCUUUUCUGCAUAUGCCUCAUCACUGUGAGAUAAGAGGAGGUCAUCUCCUCACCACAGCUCUGUUGGUUAGGACCCUAAAUGACUUGGAGCACUCUGUUUUUCAAAGUUGUUUGUGAUUUGUGGUUGAAGUCAGGUUUGAUAGUGCUUACUCAGUCUUUUUAUGGUCAUUCUAUUCCAUGAAAAGACUUUGCAAAAAAACUUUGAUUGUUCUUUGUCUGACAUAUUGUUUUUUUCUGAGCCCUACACUUCCACAUAUUCAUAAACCAAUUCUUUAUAUUGGUAAUGUAAAGUCGUGUUUCUUUACUAGGAUGAACAUUACAGUUCUUGUCUAGCAGGAGCUGGUUCUGAAAUGACCGUGCUGCUGUAAAUCUGCAAACGAAAGUGACCCUGUUUCUUGUAGUUGAAGGCUUUACAUCCAGAUGAAUACAUGCAAAUACAUGCUAAAGGUCUCAGGCCCUGGGUGAUAUGUGGAUACAUUCACUAUUUUGGGUCAGUCAUUCAUAAGCAAAACAUUACUUUCACCAAACUGGCACUAUUCUGACCACCUCAAGUCAAGCAAAUAUGUUUUUUUUUUUUAACUUGGAUCAAAAUUACCCACCCCACUUACCAACAACACUCUUGAUCUUCAACUUCACAGGGUCAGCUCUUAAAUACCUCUGCUCAAAGCUCCUUAUAUCUCAGUGCUGUUUUCUUCUAAUUCUAUAGACAUAUUGUUUGUGAAACAAAGCAACAACAAAAAUAAUAAUAAUUGCGUGGUUUGGAAACCAGUUAAAGGAUCAUUCAGAAGUGAGAUGUACCUGUGAAUUAUCAAUACAUUUCUGCUGAGCUGGAAGUGUUAUAAUAAGAGAUUUAGAAAGAUGUAAACUUGUACUCUUGUUCAUUUAGGGAGACUAGUUGCUAAGCAUGGUAAGAGCUGCAUACCUUUUCUUUGUUCCACGUGUCUCUUCCUGGUAGCUUUGCUGGUGGAGUGUUGAAACUUGUCAAAACAGGGUGAUGGGAGCAGGUUUCCAGCUGGUAGAAUGGUUUUCCACCUGCUGUCAAAUUACAGACUAAUAAUACUUCAGUGGGUGUUUGACUGUGUGUUUUAACAAAGCCUUAAGGCUGUUGUAUAUUAACAUCCCCCAAAAUGAUAACCCAUUUUUCUCAUCUUAAAUUCAAAUAUAUAAUAGUUACAGGCUCGUUUUCAAUAUUAAUUCUGUAUUGAUCUUAAAUAUCAGUUAAAUAUUGCUUCUGACAUGAGUACUAGUCAUCUUCUGAAAUCCAUAGCAUGGCAAACUGCUUCCUUGUGUUUCAUGAAAUAAUUAAAAUCCAUCUAAAACAGGUUACUGGCUUACUUUUCGUAAAAACUGACAUACAUGUGAUGUUUUUUUGAGGGGGAAAUAUGGUUCCUGGAAUAGUCAGCAGACAAUCAUAAUCAUUCAACUGUUUCACUGGUGUUGACUAAAUGUAGUCUAGAAAUCGAGAAAAUCAACAAUAUCGUAGAAUCGCAAUUUAAAUCGAAUUAGCAUCCAAAAAUGGUAGAAGAAUUGAAUCAGGAGAAAAGCAUGUUGUCCCAGCCCUCGUAAUUAUACAAAUGAUAUCUUUUCUGAGCCUUAAAUCUUCGAGUGCUGUCUGAGCAAGUCUUUCAAAUUCAUUGACACAUACUGUGCUUUAAAACUGUACUCUCAAGUUUAAGCAGAUCCAGUGAUUUUUAGAGAAGUGUCUUUUAAAUGAAAAAAAAACAAAAAACUUACCCACGUGUCUAUUUUAUUUGAUUGGCUUUGCUCUUAUAAAUGUUAAAAUCUACUAUUUUUGGUUAGCCUCUGCUGCUUUUUCCCACAUGGUUUAUGUGCCCAUAAAUGUAUGGCUAAUGCAGCGUAAGGAAAAUACUUGCAAAGUAAAAAUGGUAAGGAAAUGCAUCAGCUGUAAACUUAACCUGUUCAGUCAACACAGUAAACCAGCCAACUCCUCUAAGAACCUGGAAAGAAAUAGUAAAUCUCAAAUGUCAUUUAUACAUGUAAAAGCUGAAGUUAUCAUUUGGCUGCUAACCAGACUGUGCUGCUGUUAGAUACAGAUACCCUUUUUAUUAGUUGUAACUGCUCUUUUCUUUACUAUUUGUUGACCCAUCACGAUUUCUCAGUGUAACACUUUAAACUGCUGUAAAUCCAAACUCCUAAUAUUCCGUUUGAGUCAUGCACACCUAUCAAAAAGCAGAUUUUCACAUUUAAGAGGCUGGAAAAAGUGUUUUUUGUGCCUUGUAAAAGAAACCAGGAGACUCAAGUGUAAUGCAGAAUAGAUUAACUAAUUUUACCAAUAAUAGUUGGCUGCACAUCUGCUUGGAUAAUUUUGACAAUCCUUAUGAUGUAGAUAAGAUGAUCACCCCCAACAAUGGGGACGUGAUGUUGUUGAGAGUGUUUGUGACAGAUCUUUUGUUGAACAAAACCGAAUCCCUUUGCCCUCUCUCACUAUCACAGCCAACAACAGCACAACAGUGAGUUGUUUAUGAGCUUCAGACAGAAUUUAGAUGUUUGCUGUUGGACAGGAAGAAGCAAUUCCAGAUCAACUUGUCUAAGCUUCUACCCUGGUUUGUUUCAGUUGUCAGUAAAUGUUAGUUCACACAAGAUGUUUGUGGUUUUUCUUUUUCACUUCCCCAUCUCUGUGGUGUAGUCUGUUAUUAAGGCCUCAUAUCAGAUAUAUUUUUACUCUUAUUAUGUGAGAAGUCGGAAUGUGUCUGUCAUGAUCAACUCAGCUGACAGUGCAUGAACAGUAGAAUCUGGCUCCUGUUUAAGAGAUGGUUUCCCUUGACCCCCUUUGUUGUUAUUCGAUAUGUUGUUAUUUAAUAUGUUAUUUACAUGACUAUAUAGAGCGAUAACUCUCUCUCUGUGGGGACAGCAAGUUCAGUUGGCAUGAAGGCUGGUACUUGAUUGUGUGAUAUUGUUUUUGCCAUGGAUGUCAAUUCUACCUGACCUAUCUGGAGUUCCAGAUUCUGUCAAAAUAACAUCCUGAAUACAUUUUAGAGAGAGAUAAAAUCUAAGUCCUCUAUACUAUCUGAAAUGACAGGUUUGCAGAUUAUGCAGUAUUUCGGUUGUUAUAACAGGUCGGGUGAAAACCAUAAAAGUUAUUUUAAUUCACACUAUACUCUCAGCGUCUCUUCAUGUCCACUGUUAUUAGAAAAUUAUAUUGAGUUUUUUUUUCUAGUAUAUAUGCUGAGAUAAAUCAUGACACAAAGAGUUAAAUGGAAUUGAAUUGUAAGGUUCGUGACAAUACCCCGCCAUAGUUUAAAGCACAAAGUCAUCACUCCUUGCUCCAUAGCAAGGCCUUUAACCCGAAUGAUAAAAAUAGGAUAUGAAUGUCAUAAUGGCAUCUAUAACUGGAAAGAGUGUGUAAUACCGGGGUGUAGUACUUUUGCCUGCUAAUACUAGCAUCAUAGCAAAGGUUUCAUUGUGGGGUCUAGCCAGAUAAAACAAGUCUUGCAGCCAAUGUGCAUAAUCUAUUUUCUGCAAGGCAAAUAGACAAGGAGGCUUUUCUAUGAAUGUUUUCUAUCCUUCAUGUUAAGUCCACAUGACUUGGAGAUUUUUGAGGCCGAGAAAUUCAUGGAAUUCUGAAAUAAUCAACAUCAGUCAAUAUUUGGGUUUAUCAAUAAACAAAUAAAUAAACUAUGUCUGUGGGCACUGCCGGCAGCCAAAUAGAGAUGUUAUCUGUAGAUUGCACAUCAAAACUUGCUCCAUUUUUACAUCAUAGGCCAGGUAUAAAGAAUUAAUUACAUUUCAUAACUUCGUUUUUUAGGAUGUGGAAAUUUGCAAUUCAAGGUUUGGGUGCUGUCAUAUCUAAAGCAGUUGAGUUUACCAUUCAAAGUUAACUGAGAGAAUGCAGUGCUGUGCUGACAUGUCAUGUAUCUGAGCCUGCCAAACAGCACAAGCAGUGGGAUUGCCAAUGAGCAUGUGUUAUUGGUGUGUGUCCUAUCCACAGAGCUUCCAGAAAACUGGUCAGACACGAGGGAGACCCUUCUGGAGGGCAUGGUGUUCCAGCUCAAAUACCUUGGGGUGACGAUGGUUGAGCAACCCAAAGGCGAGGAGCUGUCUGCAGCUGCUGUAAAGAGGAUAGUGGCCACGGUAAGAGACAACACACCUCCUCCUCUCAAAUGCAAAAAGCAGGGCAUCCAAACACACAGGGUACAUUUGAAAAGUAAACAAAAUCCUCCUAAACCUCCUCUCCUUUUACCAAGUCAUAAAGGAAAUUCAAAAAGCAUUAACACCCCUCGCAUUUGUUUAACUUAUUAUGGAGAUGCAAAUUGUGAACACAUUUUGUUCUGACAAUAAUUUGCAUUUCAUGACUAAAUGAAAAGGCAGAAGUGGGACUUUGCAAAGUUUAGUAAAUGUAUCUAAAUUAGAAGAAUAUGUACUCAGAGAAUAAGUCAAUCUGUAAACUCAGUUCUCAGUCGAAGGAUGCCUGAACCAAUUCAGCCAGGAGUCAAACCCUGCGAAUUUAAGCAAAGGAAAACACAGGUUAAAGGUAACUCCAAGAUGGCAUCAGUCCAUAAUGACUCUACAGAGAUUUCACUCAGUUUGAUCUCGGUUUUAUCAGACUGGAGAUCACUGAGUUCUAUUUUUCCCCCUUAUGUCAGCUCUGAGACCUGAAACAGGUCUCUUGUUUUUCAGAAAGUCCCCAGUUGAGGUGUUGGAACAUGUCAAAGAUGAUCAGGAGAUAGAGGUCACAUGUGCUGUUUGAUGUUCAUUUCAAAUAUCUGAAUGUUUGUAUCUCUCUAUUUUUAACUGUUUUAAAUCUUGUUUUCACUAAGUAUUAUAAGAUAUCAAGUUUAGAUAUUUAUCAAGAAGUCUGGUUGUUAUUGUUUGAUGACAACUCACAUAUCCGCCUUUCUCUAUGUAACCCGCACCUUUCUUUUUCUUUCUUUUUCUUCUUUUUCCUGUUCUUGAAGGCUAAAGCUAGUGGGAAAAAACUUCAGAAAGUCACAUUAACGGUUUCCCCUCGAGGAAUCAUUCUUUAUGACAGUGCCUCCAACCAGCUGAUAGAAAAUAUCUCCAUUUACAGGUAAUUCUAUUUCCUUCAACUGUUGCUGUUUCCAACAUACUCUGUGUUCAUGAUUAUUAUUUUUUAUUUAUAUAUUUUCAUUUUUAUUUUUAUUUUUUUGGGGGGGGGGGUCUUGUGAGACAGUCUUAAGUGUUUUCCUGCGUAUCUGUAUGAUCUGUGUGCAAAAAAGCUGCAAAAGUGUCCAAGACACUUGACUCGAUAUACCCCCGCUUGCUGCGCCCAGUGGUGUGUGGAUGGGAUCACUGAAAAACUGAUGGUCUCUCCAACAUCAGUGUGUGAAUUAUAGUAUGAAUGGGUGAAUGUAAUAAGUGAUGAAAAGCGCCUUUAGUGGUAGACGAGAGAAAGUCCUACAUAAACGUAGUCCAUUUACCAUUUACACAUGGAACUAUACAGUCAGUGUCAACAGAUUGUGCUUGAUUGUAUAUCAACUUGCAAGUUUAGAUGAUCUUCUCUGGCCUUCACCAAGAAUCAACAUGUGUUAGUCUAUAUAUCAGUCAGUGGCUGAACUGCCAAUCAAUUUCCCAUUUGCCCAUCGGUUUUCCAAUUUCAUCAUAUGACCAACACAAUAUCUAAACUAACCUUAUUUUCUCACUUUUCAGCAGAACCUUGGGCCAUUUUCUUGGUUUACUGGGUACUUUUAUUCUUUCCAGCUACUUAGUUUUGUCAUUGCUUGUCAAUAAACAAUAACUCCUUUGUGCAGCUUAAAGUAAUCAGGAUAAAGUUGAUCUCUAAAGCUUGUAGCAUUCGACCAUAAGAAACUCUAGUUUCUGCAUUGCUAAGGUAUUUUUGUUUCUGAUUUAACCAGGGCCAUGCUUCACAAAGCAGGUGUAGUAGAAACCCUCAGUUUGUUAACCCUAGAAAUGCAGAAACUCUAGGUCUCUCUGUUUCGGACAAGGACGUAAAGGGACAUAACUUAGGCCCAUUCAAGAAGCUCUGGGUCAGUUACUAUGGUAACUGAGUCUGUGGACCUAAUCUGGUUGGGAGCUGGUAUUCUUCAGUGAGCACUGAGUUUCUCUCUGUUUCCUUUCUCUUCUAAAGUCAGAAACCCAGUUUCAUUUGUACAUUUAUUUACUAAGUCUGUAUGAUGUGUGAAAACAGAAAUUCAUCAUUUAUCAAAGUAAAGAUCUAGACGUCAGUUAGGCAUGUAGAAUGUAGUUUUUCCAAACAUGGCGUGUCCUUUGAUCAAAUAGUCUCGAGAUUAAGGGGCUGCAUUACCCUACUGAGAGCUAAAUUUCCAUUGGAAGAGGAUUUUGAGACCCAGCUGAAUGUUCAGUCAUUUCCAGACAACAGUUUGAGUGUUACUGUUUUUUCAAAUCUCGGUUGUGUAUCUCUUCAUGAUCUAAUAGAGCCUCAACAUCACAAACUUCACCCAUUAUAAGCAAUUUCUCUUCUUUUCCCCCUGCCCAGAUUGCAUCUCCGCCAAAUUAAGAAUUAAUUUAGGUUCAAUAUCAUUCCACCACUUUUCACCUUUAACUUAAUAUUAUGCAAUUAAAUAUUAAAUGAGACUAAAUUCAAAAGCAGCAUAUUCUCCUACGCUGCUCUUCUCCCUUUUGCUCUGUACUGGGUCUUGUUUUUUUUUUGCUGAAAAUAUGUUAAAAUUUGAGGCAUGUAGGCAAGAGAGUUUCUAGUCUUACAGGAGGUAAAGUAGGCAGAGCUCUUUUUGUUUGCCAUGGUGAAUCAUAGGCCGCCAAAGUUCAUUGAAAGAGAAGAAAAGAAAAGAAAAUGGUAUGUAAGAUAAGGAGAACUUUAUUGAUCCUCGAAGGGAAAUUCAAAUGUGAACAGAGAUCUAACUGUGCAGACAUGGCUGAAUCCUCUUGUUUUAUUCUCUGUUCCUCUGUAUUUUCUGUGCUUGCACGACUCUCAUUUGUUCUUGUGACCCUUUGUCAUCAAAAUGGUGCAGUAGAAAUCUUCCUCUUUUUUUGUUAAUGACCCAAAAAUAUGUGCGUAUACCCAGUAAAACGCUGCACAGAUAAAGCAGCACUCCAUUAGAGCUCUUCUCACUGGACAUCUACUUCAGAAGACAGGGAUGGAUUAAUAAAAAAAAAAGUAUUUUCUUAGGCCCAGUUCCUCCUGUACCAAAAUGUGUGUUUUACUUAUCUUGGGUUUGAUGUGUAGUCCCCAACAGUAGCCAUGUUUACAUGGGCAGAAUUUCUUGAUCUGAUUAAAAAUUUGAGGGAUUGGAUAAUCUCAAUCCACUGUUUAUAUGAGUGCAAAAUCAAAUAAUCUGAUCAUGACGUGUGUAUACAUGCACCAAGCUUUAUUCGGAUUAGAAGUAUUUGGAUAUGUGCAGAGUUGUCUGAUUUCGCUAAAACAACCACAGAAGAAGAGUUGUAUUUACACCUGUGCUGUCAACAAAUCAACAAACGCCAUAGUGGCUCACUCACUCCGUCCAAUUCAGGAGUUUUCCCCCUGUUAAAUGUUGUCAAAGGUUACACUGUGCGUGCACAUGUGACAUCAUUAUGCUGUAUGUACGCCUUGUUAUGUUAUCGAAGGAGCAGACACAGCAUCUGCGGUGGUCUUUUAUGCCAGAGUGUUAAUGAUGAAACCUCCUGUACUGGCCUGAAUAAAUAAGCCAAAGGCUAAAAAGUGAAGAUCGAGUCAGGUAAGAGAGUCACGACCGGAAUAAGUGUUUACAUGGAUGUGUUUAAGAAUAACGAUCGGCAUAAACCACCCCUCUCAAUCGGAAUACAAUUUCUUUCCGAUUGAGCCAAAUUUGACCAGAAUCUUUUGAUCGACAUGUUUGCAUGACGCAUUUUUAUUCCGAUUGGGCAUUUAUUCCGAUUAUUUGUUUUCAUGAAAACACAACUGAUGAUUCUGCACCCUUUGAAACUUAACCUCCCUUACUUCUUGUAUUUAAUUGUUGCACCUACUAUGUAUGAAGUUUACAUGCAAUGGUAAUGUUAAUAGGGGAGGUAAGAACUGAUGCCAGCAUUUAUUGUUUCCUCUAACUUAAAUAGCAGGUCACCCACCUCAAAUGUCCGCUAGCAUUUCUAGUAUUAGGAAAAGAAAAGCUUUUAAUGGAGUGGUACAUCUUAAUUGAGAUUCUUAUUUUGCACUUGAAGAGAAGGACUGCCAUCAUCCUCACAUCUAACAGAAAAACCAAGCUUCCUUCUCCUCCACCAAAUGAAGACAGAGAACUGGCUUCUGUCUGUACCAGUCUUUUAUGUCCCUUGCAGGGGGCAGUUCAAAUAUAAAAGCUGCUUUAAGCCCUGCAGUUUUUUAACUUUGACAGAGAGAAAGAGAGGGAUGAGAAUGUUACAACUCCGAAAUGCAGAGGUAACUUUGAGAAAGUAACAUAAGUCUGCUGCAAACAUGUUCAGCUUCUAUUCCUUCAUUAAGAAUGGAUCGUUCCUGUUUGAUUCAUUUCAGUCAUUGAGAUUGUAACAUGGGGGGUACUUACAAUAUCAGGGAUUGUUCCUAGAACAGCUGGAAGAAAUGCAAGAUUAAUCAGAUAGCAGGACUUACCCAAAGGCUUAGUACAGAUGUACUGGUAUGAUGACCCAGAGUGAUCUAUGAAGGCUUUGUAAAAUGAGAGUUUUGUUUUACUAAUGUCUCUGCAUUUGUUUGUGCUUUGCUUGGUUUUCAGAAUAUCAUACUGUACAGCAGACAAGAUGCAUGACAAAGUCUUUGCCUACAUUGUCCAGAGUCAGCACAAUGAAACCCUAGAGUGUCAUGCCUUCCUCUGCACAAAGAGAAAAAUGGUAAGGUGAUGAAUUAUGGGAUGUCUAAACUACUUCUGAGUGAACAAGUAGACUUGUUUGAAUAAGUAGUCUAAGAAGUUAUUCAAGUGAAAGAAAGUUGCACACACUGGACAUGCAGAACGUGUUGUGAAAAAGUUAGAUUAAAUGUCCCAAAUGUGUCUCUUCUCUGUGUAUUUUUUUUAUCAUCAGUAAGGUUAAUUCUUUUUGUUUUAAGUUAUUUUUUUAGGUCAGCCAAAGAGAGACAGAAAUUGCAGGGAGUGGAGAUCAGGGGAAGAUAGACAUGCUGCACAGAGCCGAGGUCAGGAGUCAAACCAGCAACAGCUGCGAUGAGGACUGUAGCCUCUGUACGAGGGGUGCUUGAACUGCUAGGCUAUCAGGGCCCCAGGUUAAAGUGUUUUCCAGUUUAUUGUUGUUUGACAGACUGUUCUUUCUCUUAAGCCAGUGACUCCCCUGCUAGUUAUUUGUGCGCACCUGUCAAAAAUAUAAAUAACACCAAGAAACUAACAAGUUGUUAUUCUUUCCUGUACGUUUUACUUUUUUUUAAUACUGCUCCAAAUAACAAAUAAGGAUCCCUCUGUUUUGAGUCCUUAUGCAAAUCCCACUGAAUCAACUUAUAUCUUUUUAUGCCAUCUAGGAUACAUGCUGAAGUUUCAAAAGCAGAAUACACACUCCCAAUGCGGAACUCUGCAUUUGGGUAAUUGGUUCAGCUUUUGCUUUAGGCAUUAUGAAAAUGAUUUUUAUGCUGAUACUGCCGAUUAAAGCUGCUUUGAAACCCUGGGGUUUUUAAGUACAGCUCAUCAAGAGACAGGAUAGGAAUUGUACUGCCACUUUGAGUCACACGUUGCUUGUAUUUACGCUCAUAUCCAAGUUUUCAGCCAAGAAAAACACCAGGAGUGAGAACGUAAAGGGUUGGGAGGCCGUCAACCCUCUCCCACAUUCUCUCCAUCCCUGGAGAUUUACAGAACUAGUGAACCACUCCCUCCUCUUCCUUCCCCUCACCAAUUUGCUUCUGGCCAUAAGGACAAGUAUCCUCCCAGUUACAUAAACAGCUUGUCAUGGAGCUUGCUGGUUCUCUUUGUCUUGAAUAAGUGUCUGUGAACAGACUUUUGUGUUGGUGGUCUUUUCCUGUUUUUGUCACAGUCAUAGUUCCUUGAUUUCCUUGCCCUGGAUGAAAUGUUUAAGGAAAUAAUGGAUCUUCUUUCCCUUCUUUCAUGUUGUCUCUCUUUCUCUCUCUCUCUCUCUCUCUGCUCCCCAACAGGCCCAAGCUGUAACCCUAACAGUGGCUCAGGCUUUCAGAGUGGCAUUUGAGUUCUGGCAAGCCGCCAAAGAAGGUGCCCUAGUCACCCCUGACAACCAUAUGAGUGUGAUGAACAAGUGUUGACCUUCCUGUCUUUUCUAACCCUCUACCCUUUUGAAAUAGGAUUAGUGUAUGGCCUCUAAAACAUACAAUAAAACAUAUUUGUAGCAUUUCCCCACAACACAGGCACAUUUUUGUGUCUUCCUUAGCCUCAACUUCUAGAGGAGUCAUUGAAAUACAGACUCCUCUAGAAAUCAGCACAGCUGCUGUUAUUUUACUCAGUCCCGGCAGACACACACAGCUCCCUCUGUGGUUGAAUUAUUACCUGGGGAGUCAAGGUUCCUGUUUUAGUUUAGUGAUGCCUGUUUCUUACAGGCAUGGUUAAAUAAACAUCAAGAUACUGGGGGUGUAAUUAUCGUUAUUAGUAAUCUGUCUUUUUGGAGACACACUUGUACGAAUGAGAAUUUUUUACGAAUGUUUUUUUCACUCAUAACAGAUUUGAAUAUGUUUUUCUACUUCUAAUGGGAUGUCAAAGAAUUAUUAAUGUGUUUACACUUCCACUUAGAGGGUGGGUUAUUUAUCCCAAAAUCAAGGCCACAUGUCUUGAUGCCUCUUAUUAGUCGUUUGUAUUUUUCACUUGAAUAUAUCAAAUCUGCUUCCUGUCUUUGCUUGCCUGUUCUCUUUAAUUAUUCAGCUCUUUUCCUCUCUAUUUCCUCGAUGAGUAAUGUGAUCUUUUUAAUUAUAGCUGUUUCUGUUUAGUUCAGUAAAGUGGCACCCAUGAAAGAGACUUGAUUUCUAGCUGUUUUCGUCUCACUGUAACUGUUUCUUCUUAACUCUUUGACACCACCCACAGCCCCCCCCCCCCCCCACACACACACACACACACACACACACACACAUUCCUGACCCACAUUCCCCUGUAUUUUGCAGCUCAGAUCACUCUUCGUAGAAUAUGUUCUGUAAACACCGCAGCUAGCUUUGAAAUGGCAUAUCUGUACGUUUCAUCUUUGCUACACUUGAGUGUCGUCACUGAGGGUUGUCAAUACCUUCUCUGAGCACACUUUAUUUGCACAACUAGUUAUCCUGGCUUGAUACCAGCUGUAUAAUGAUGAGUACCUCAAUUUUGAUUAAGUUGACUUUGUUUGGGCUCGUAUCUUUAUGGUGAAUCAUCAUGGGUUAACAACAGGGGUAGCUGAAGGGUCUAUUCUCCAGAGCUGAAUUUAAUUUACUUUACACUAUACCUUAAUAAACCGUCACUUUGCCAUCAUACACUUUGCCAGUCAAAACUGUUCCAGGGCUCAUGUUAUUCAAGGAUGCAAAAUGUAUUCUUCAAAAUUACAACCAUUAGUUAUCUGAAGACUCAAAGCACUGGACUUAGACUUGAAGCUAGGAAAGGGACCUUUCUCAGGGAAAGAAGAGCAACAAAGUAGAGAGAAGUUUUUUUCUUUCUUUCUUGAGGUUAAGACAACUGUGGUGAAUUAAAGGAGAAGCACAGUAAGCAGAAGUUGUGUGUACUUAUUGAAGUGCUGUUUAGGGUCACUUUGUUGUUACAUGUUAAUACCACUAGAGGGCAACAAUGUAUUGUGGGGUGCUUUGUAAAAAUUAUGAACUCCCCACUCAGAAACUUUGGCUGUGUCUGAAAUGGAUCCCUAACCCCUAUAUAGGUGACUACAUGGGGGUUAGCGCCAUUUUGAGGGGUGUCCGAAAUCUCAGUAAUCAAUUCUAGUGCCCUAUAUAGGCGACUCAAAAUUUCCCAUAAAGCAUUUCAAAAUGUAGUGACCAUCCGAUGGUCACUCACCGGUGGUGGGCAUCCCAUCAUGCAUUGUGUCUUGCCAUGUAGUGUCCGAAACCUCCGGUAACUGAGUUCACUACGUAGUCAACUAUAUAGUAAAAUCCCAUAUGGGGGUUAGGGGUUAGGGAUUGAGUGAUUCAUUUCUGACACAGCCUUAGAUUUUUCCCCAGCCAGACUAACAAAGAAGCCAUGUGAGAGUACGUACCUCUCUGUCAUCUUUUAGCUGAAGAAUACUAAAUCCCACUUUUAUGUGUUAAGACCAUAGACUGUAUAUACUAUGGACAACUUGGUUCCACCUACUGCCUGUAUACAGAUUUGAAGCCAAAUAGCUCUCGGUAUUUCUGGGAUUUUUCUUCAUUUCCUGAAACCAGUGCUGCGCAGUAGCGAUGCGCGCAUUCCCAGAGAGUCGCUGUGAUGACGCUCGGCUCAAACAGUUUAUCCCCUGGGAGAGCUACGCAAUCCCUGAACGCCAAUAGGCGAUAUCAGGUGUCAAUCAUAGAGAACAUGAACCCCCUAAUAACUUUUAAAAACGGAGCUGCACAGAAAAAAGAGGACUUGAGCACAAACCAGUCUUACAAUAACUACAUGUCAACAUCACAAGCAGGGGGGAGAAAAAAUUAUGUUCUGUGUAAUAAAUUUCUAAAGUUUGUCCACAGCCCCAUAAGCUUUGCUGGCGGAGGCGGGAUUUAUGACCUAUACUGCAGCACAUCAACAGAGGGUGCUGUUCUCGGAGUGGCUUCACCCAGCAGGGAGGCAGACUCUGUCCAUUCUUUAUACAGUCUAUGGUUAAGGCACAACAACAACUUUCUUACCCAUCUACCCCUUAGUAAGCAUUUAGAAGCACAACAAGACUUUGUCAGUUUUAUUGAAGAUUUUUACUGCCAGAUGACUUAAAUUACAUCCUGAAGGGAUUUCCAGCGAGCUUCAGCAAUUUUUUUUUUUUACACAAAUAACAUGCUUUGGUUAAAAACAUUUAACAACCAUUGUCAUUCUCAGAUCCAUGUUCAAAAAGUGAACACUUUUUCUGUUCUGUGUUCUCUACAUAGAGAAAGAGAAGCGGGUGAAGUCCAGCCCAGAUGGAGAAGGUGCCAGCAACACUCAGUCUGACAGUUUGGCCAGCCUGGGUUGUUUGAAGGGAGGAGGUGAGUAGGGUUACCCACCAUCACGUCUUUUCACUUUCUUCCUCCUUUUCCUCUUUUUGUCAAAGCAAUUACAGCCCUCGGGGGCGGGAGGCUAUUCAGCUGCUUUUCAGAGGUUGGUUUACAAAGUGGAAGUUUGGCAGCUCAACAAUUACCGUUUUACAUCAAUUUAUACUCCUCCUCACAAUUAUUAUGAUAAACAGUAAAUGCCAUUAUCGGGUUCUGAUGGUUCAUGACAAUGGCAGUGAUAAGGUUCACAAUCAUCUUCAAAAAUAUGAAGGCCCCUUGCUGUGUGGUCCGUCCAUCCAUCCAGUAUCUUUACUGGUCAGGGUUACACAGAAAGGGGCACAGCCUAUCCCAGCUCAUAAAAAAUAAGUGCUGUCACUAAUCACUUGUUGACAUUCACAGAUGAUUCAAAUUAUAAGAUACAUUCAAGUCUUGGCAAGUAAGAGGGAUUGUUAAUGAAUAGCACAUCAUAAAAGACUUAUCUCAUGCAUGCUACUGUUUAUGGUUGCACAAGUGUGAUAGAUCACAGGUUUUAAUCAAGGGGUUAACUUGCACUAAUUUGUCUUAUCGCUAAACUGCUGACUCUGUGCUAGAGGUUAAAUCCAGAGGGAAUCAUGGUAGACACAUGGAAUUUUUAAAUGUGUUUAUACGCGCUGUGUUUAAAAACAUAUUCUUGUUUUACAUCACAGAGGUAGCCACAGGAGAACUUCUGGAUCUGGCAGAGGGAGCCAAUGUGGCACUGGCCAACUCAGGAACAAAUCAAACUGAAAUGGAUCCUUUUAUGGUGCAUAAUCACACCUCAGAGAACAACAAUACUGUAUGGGUAAGACAAGUCAGGCUACUCGGUAAGCCUCAGAUUUUUUGGCUUGAGGAGGCAGCAAAAGAGAGUGCUAUCAUGCAGAAAACACUGAAAGGUUAUCCACGUUGCUUGGUAUUGUACUAUAUUGUAUUCACUGGAGUGUGUUCUGCAGUUUUACAGUUGCAUAGGUAGAUAGUAUUAUCUCAUUUCGCUGAACUGCCCUAACAAAAUUGUCAUAUAUGUAUCUGAGUGAGGGCUGCACAUAGCUUACACAAGACUUUUAAGAGCAUUUAAACAAAUUAGAGAAAUGUUAAAAAAAUAUAUAUAUAUAAUAUAAUAUAAAUAUAAUAAAUGUUAGAAAAAUAAACUAUGACCAUGAGACUCAGGACUAAGCUAUAUAAACCUGACUUGAACCUAUCUGUCUUUUUGGCAGGAGUUGGAGGAUGGUCUGGACGAAGCUUUCUCAAGGUGAGAACUGGGGUGGACUUUUGUGCUAAUUGUGUUUGCUUUUUAUUUUUAAAGCAACAAUCUUCUGUUCAGAAAAUAGCCACUUGUGGUUUGCACUGCUUUUGUAAUAUGCUCUGCCUUUCCAUCUUUUCUGCUUGUUCUGGUGCACUCCAAAGGGUUCGAGAUGGGUUCAGUUGACAGGUCAUCACAGGCAACACCCAUCCUUAGUUGUGCUGUUUUUCUAAUAGGCUUGGUGUAAAAAAAAUAUAUUAGUAAUAAUAAUAUUCCAUAUUAGCUCAGAUAGCUGCUGCUGACAGUUCCCAGCUGUUUAUUUUGGACCAUAGAAGAGAUUCAGCAUGUUAUCAAUAUUUUUUCCCCUUUGGAGUCAUCUUUUACUUUCUCUAGUAAUUGUCUCCAGUCAUCCAAAGGUUAGGAGAAUGAACUGGAUAGUCUCAAGUGCUCAGAGAGCAUUUUUUGUAUUGUUAUCAGGUGGUUAUUAGUCUGCAAUGACAUCCUUAUGCAGUCCAUUUUUGUAGUUAAUGAGGAUGCUCCAGCUGUUAGCAGCGAUGUUUCUACGUUGAUUUUUCUUCUCUACAAAAAAAUGCUGGGAAUGGAUUACAGUUGUAAGUUUUGCUAGAAUAGAAUAAUGGUAUUUGUAUUUACUUCACUGUACCCAGCAGAUGAUGUUUGUCUCACACAUACGGGCCGACUUAAUCUCUGUUUGAAUUCUCGAUGAUGGAUUGUUUAUCCUUAAGUUAUUAUUUUUUUUUUCUCAAAUCACCAUGUCCACUGAGGAAGGAUCAAUACAGAGUAUUAACAUAUCAUUUAUGUUAAUAUUUAAAGUACUGUGCUACCAUCUACUGGUGGUGGAGUGCUGAUCACUUAAAAUUGUAGGUGUAAAAGCCUUAGAAAUGCUUGUUGGUAAAAGUGGGGGAAAAGACAAGUAUUAAGUGCACAACUGUUUCCUGUCUUGCAAAGGAUUAAAGCAAUUAUGCAAUUGUAGCUGUCUAUAGUAACUUUGUAGGUAGUUUGGUCAUUUUUAAGCUCAAAUUUUUUUUUAGAAAGUGGCCAUUUAAAUGAAUGAAUUCACUUUUUUGUAAGGAUAUUCAAAGUAGCUUAGAGUGAAAUUUUUGCCUGACUUUUGAUAUUUCCUUUGCACCCUCAGCCGCAGUCUGGAUAGCUUUGAAUCUUACUCAGGUAACAAUGUCAUUUGGAUUUAGUGACAUCCAUCUCAUUUUUCCAUAGUCCACCUACUGUUCAAACCAGACUCCUGUCUGGUUAUCAGUGUUCAACCAUUCAGAUAAAACUCAUGUAGUGUCACAUUUUCUUUGAAGCUCAUACACCAUAAACAUGAUGGUAUGACUUGCGGUCCCAACACGGGAGGAAACGCCUCACUGUCAUUCCACAAAAACCACUGUAGUCUGCCAUUGUGUUCUUGUCCUCAUCAGAAAUGUGUUGUGUCUUUGUAUGAAAAUUGACAGGUGACUGGUAAGGGUGUGUACACAUGAAGCUCUGUCUCGUGUGAGUUCCAAUGACAGUUCGUGUAUCUUCUAGGGUUCGCUCACAAACAUUUUCCACCAGGAAAAAAUACUCUUAUCUAGUUACUUGUGGGUUUCAUUUAUUCAAUCAAGGUUAUUUUCAUCACAAAUAUGAAUGCUAGUGUGUCAGUAACUCGUCUUCAACCAACCAUUGUACCAACACUCAUCUGUCCAUUGUUAAGAAACUUUUGAAAGAAAUGAAUUGUUAUAAAUAGUAAGAAUAAAUUUCAUAACAGGUUUCUCUUGUCUGUUCUCUCAGACUCGCUGAGUCUCGCACUAACCCCCAGGUCCUGGACAUUGGGGUAAACCCUCAGGAUUUCAACGCUGAAGAGUGCCUAUCCCCAGGGAAAUGGGACCAAGAUGAAGCAGACUUUGCUGCACAAAAAGACACUUUUGGGUUCUAAUGUGAAACCUAUGCCAGGCCAGAAAACAGGAAGAAACGAGGAGACAGAUAUUUGUGUCCUACUUUCUCACUGUUGCCAAGUCCUCUUACGGGUAGGACGAGUGAAAUUGUGAUGCUUUUGCAUCCACAUGACCACCAAGCAAGGACAAGAUGAGUACGGUGCUCACAGAUCAGACCAAAGCAAUAGAAACCAACUUAUCCCUGAAAAUGCAGUCAUUAGUGUUUGUUACAGUCAAUGUAUCAUUUCUUUUGUUUUGAUGGUUUACCCAGUUGUAAUUUGUACCUGUUUGUAUUUUGUUUAUAUGUGUGCAGUAAGGUGUGUGUGUGAGUUUGUGUGUAGGGAUGAGUGGCUGUGUGCACAUGUGUACAUGCAUUGAUGUACAGGAUAAUACAAAUGAGAUUUGAGAACUGUUAUUUGAGUGGAUUUGGGAAGAGUUGUCAUAUAUAUUUUCUAUUUAGAGAUGGAGACAUAAGCGGAAGGACUCACUGGAGGUGAAGGUCACCAUUACCAUUUGUUCCAGUAUUGGACAAAAACAGGAUUAAUUCCCCUCUGUCCUAGGAUUUAGCCUUUCAUUGGCUACAAAAGCUUUAAGUAAUGUAUAUUUGUGGGUCACAGAGUGUUUUUAGAAAAUUGAAAGACAAAAUGACAAUCCUUUUUCUUCUUUCUAAUGCAAAAUCUAUUUUUGCACUCAGCAUUUAUCCAAUUUAAAAGCACACAUUUCAUGCAAGGGAAAAAUGAUUUAAGCUAGCAUUCAACAAAUUAUCUAAAAGGCCAAGGGCAUGGAGGUGUUCUUUGAGCACUAUUCCACUUUAGAUGCAUUUAUAUUGGUAUGUUACCUUUAUUAGAUAACUGGAUUUUUUAUGGAUGGUUCCUAGUGUUACAUUUGGUAUCUGUUUAUGUAUACAAUGAAUUUAAUUCAUUAAUUUACAUAAUGUCAGAGUUAAAAUGUGAGAUGUUAAUUUGAAGAAAUACACCACAUUUGUCUUGA
Molecule: messenger RNA, 22889 nt
Organism: Xyrichtys novacula (pearly razorfish)
Lineage: Eukaryota; Metazoa; Chordata; Actinopteri; Labriformes; Labridae
Source: the annotation of a GenBank genome assembly